Messenger RNA from Saitoella complicata NRRL Y-17804, 1752 nucleotides. RefSeq lists its product as uncharacterized. Gene Ontology annotation, cellular component: signal recognition particle, endoplasmic reticulum targeting. The coding region runs from base 1 to 1752 and encodes 583 amino acids. Lineage: Eukaryota; Fungi; Ascomycota; Saitoellomycetes; Saitoellales; Saitoellaceae. Gene Ontology annotation, biological process: SRP-dependent cotranslational protein targeting to membrane. The record is from RefSeq and is a predicted model, not a curated record. Gene Ontology annotation, molecular function: endoplasmic reticulum signal sequence receptor activity; signal recognition particle binding; 7S RNA binding. The transcript has a single exon.
AUGAAUCCCGUCGCGACUGAUGCAGUGGACGUCAACCAGCCUGGUUUGACAAUGGCCCGUUUCUCUGCUCUGGCGCUCGUUACCGAGGCUCGUAAUACUCACGGUUUGCGCUUUCAAGACCACGAAAAGUACAGAGAGUGGUGUUCGCGCAAUGUCUACCGUCUGCGCAAGGCGCUGAAGAUCGUCCAAAAAGGGGGCAAGUAUUCUGAAAAGAAAGUCACCGCUGAAGAGGCCAAAGACCAACGUUACCUCGAGAUACUUUUAUUCAACGCUGAGCGCGCUUGGGCGCAAGCAUUGGAAAUCAAGGCAGUUUCUGAGCAGGAUGAAAAUAACGUUCGACAUCAGCAUUGCGUCCGCCGGCUUGCCAAAGCUGCACAAUACGCCCGAGAUCUUGCUGCGGUCCUUGCUUCGCCCGAGAUCGGAGCGGACGCAGCUACUCAGCUCGAUGCCAUAGCAUAUGCUGCAAGCUUUGCUGGGCAGUGGCACUUCGAGAAGAGAGCUUGGGAACAGUGUUUGGAGCAAGUUUCCGUUGCUAGGGUUGCCUGGAAUCUUCUGGACGCGGGUGUGGAGAAUGAUCUUUUCAAGGAUGCUGCCGCUGGUACGGAUCCCUCGAUCCGAUAUUGUGCAUACCAAACGUCUCAGGGACAGGACCGUGACAUCUCCUCCUUGACUAGGGAAUAUGUUAGAAAGGAUGCGCGCGUGGUUGAGGUCUUGAAGAAGCUUGAUCCUUCUGCUCUGGACAAACAGACCGAGGAGCUGUCAGCUGUUAUUGAACAAGUGUCGUGGAGGGGUUACGUUGCACCUGUUUCGGAUCCUGCUAUUGCUGUAUCCCUCCUUAGGGUCCAGGACAUCCGAAACGCGUCUGAAGGAUCUGAAGCACUCGCUACCCGUUCUUUCGAUGAUGUCUUGGCUGCGUGGGCGGAUGCGUCCGACGCGACGCAAAAGGCUAUCUCCGAGGAGGAACAGGGUGCACAGGACCAAGAGAAAAUGCAGGCAUUACAAAUCACUUACACUUAUGUGAACUACAGCGAGAUCACUACGCGUAUUCGCCGGGAUCUUUUGUUGGCCGCUGCUCUUUUAUCCCGUAUUGAUGAUCGUCGACCGCCCACAACAACAUCGGUGUACCGCGACCUUAUCAAGCUUUAUGACUCUAUAUUGCAGUCGCUCAUCAGCAUCUUCGAUCUGCCCGGUGUUGCUGCCGACCAAGAUUUCUGCGCAGAACUCGAAGCAAAACUCUCCUAUUUCAAGGCUCAAAGAGCGGGCUUUCUAGCGAGAAGUUGGGCCGUGCAGGAUGAAUACAAGAAUGCGUUGGCUUUAUUCCUUCGUGCCCUGUCAUAUGCCCGUCGGGCAAGUGGGCCGCUUUCUGUAUCUGUGGAAGCCGAUUACGUCUCCGUCACCGCCGCCGACGUGAAUAAUCUGGUCUGCAAACUUGUUAGUGAGGUUUCGCGAACUCGCGCUCUCUUGACUAUGAACGUCCUUAAGGCGCCGACCGAAGCCGCGGAACCGAAUGCGUUAAUCUAUGCUCUGAACGAAUACCCCGACCUGUCAGUGCCGUUGGAUCUCGGUAGACUGGUGGAAUUGCCACCUAAAUUCCAAGCGGUACCUGUCAAGCCUGUGUUCUUUGACAUUGCAUAUAACUAUAUCGGCUACGAGACGGCACAGGGUUUGGAGGAAGAGCCACCGUCUGCGCAGCAUAAAGAAGAGGGUGUUCCAGCGAAGAAGGGGGGCUUGUUAAGCAGGCUUUGGGGAUAG